Spodoptera frugiperda (fall armyworm) is the source of this 6201-nucleotide messenger RNA. It is a transcript of the gene Arp1, whose product is annotated as alpha-centractin. The record is from RefSeq and is a predicted model, not a curated record. The transcript has 20 exons. Bases 122 to 1252 code for a protein of 376 amino acids. Lineage: Eukaryota; Metazoa; Arthropoda; Insecta; Lepidoptera; Noctuidae.
UAAUAUAGAUUUUCGCUGGAACGUUGAUAGUGUAAAAACGUACCCGAUUGUGGAUUAUAUCAAGAGUGAAAUAAAUAGAAAUUGUUUCUAAAAACCGAAUUAAAUAAUUAAUUUAGCAAAUAUGGAGUUAAACGAUGUGAUUGUAAACCAGCCCGUCGUAAUUGAUAAUGGUUCCGGAGUGAUCAAAGCCGGUUUUGCUGGCGAUCAGAUCCCAAAAUGCAGGUUCCCAAACUACAUCGGACGACCGAAGCAUGUGAGAGUGAUGGCCGGAGCGUUAGAAGGGGAACUCUUUGUCGGACCGAGGGCUGAAGAGCAUCGAGGACUCCUCAGCAUCAAGUAUCCGAUGGAACAUGGCAUCGUUACCGACUGGAACGAUAUGGAGAGAGUGUGGAACUACAUUUAUAGUAAGGAUCAACUAUCAACGUUCUCCGAGGAGCAUCCAGUGUUGCUGACCGAGGCUCCCUUGAACCCUCGGCGGAACAGGGAGAAGGCUGCUGAAGUAUUCUUCGAGACCUUCAACGUGCCAGCUUUGUUCCUGUCCAUGCAGGCUGUGCUUAGCUUAUAUGCAACGGGCCGCACGACAGGAGUGGUGUUGGACUCUGGUGACGGGGUCACCCACUCCGUCCCCAUCUACGAGGGGUUCGCGAUGCCACACAGCAUCAUGCGGGUCGAUGUCGCCGGCAGAGACGUCACCAGAUACCUCAGACUACUACUCCGUAAAGAGGGCGUGAACCUCCGCACGUCCGCUGAGCUGGAGAUAGUGAAGUCGAUCAAAGAGAGGGCCUGCUACCUCUCACCGAACCCUCUCAAAGAGGAAACUCUGGAAACUGAGAGGGCGCAGUAUACACUCCCUGAUGGUACCGGAUUGGAGAUCGGUCCGGCUCGCUUCCGCGCUCCCGAGGUUCUAUUCCGGCCUGAUCUCAUCGGUGAAGAAAGCGAAGGUUUACACGAAGUCUUAAUGUUCGCUAUACAGAAGUCUGAUAUGGAUUUGCGCAAAGUGUUAUAUCAGAAUAUAGUGCUUAGCGGAGGUAGUACCCUCUUCAGAGGAUUCGGAGAUCGCCUCCUAGCUGAGAUCAGGAGACUGGCGCCUAAAGACAUGAAGAUUAGGAUCUCAGCACCUCAAGAGCGUCUCUACUCCACAUGGAUAGGGGGUUCGAUUCUCGCUUCACUCGAUACAUUCCGUAAAAUGUGGGUGUCGAAAAGAGAGUAUGACGAGGAAGGGCACAGGGCUGUUCAUCGCAAGACAUUCUAAUUUAUUUUAUAUAUAUAUAUAAUUAUGUAGAGUGCUCUAAAAGUAUCUGCCACGGCUUUAAUGGGAGGUAGUGUUGUUUGAAGAUUACAAUAGUGAAGAAAUUUCGUACCCCGGACCAGUUAAUUCGAUUUGAGAACAUAAAGCGGCGAGGCGUCACCGUUUCAUGGUAGAUAUCCCACCCACUCGCACGAAGCGUUUCGCUUCAAGCUUCCUUGUGCGAACUGCUAGGGAGUGGAACUCCUUGCCGGAGUCUGUGUUUCCUGAUGGGUAUAACCUGGGUGUCUUCAAAGCCCGAGUGAAUAGGUUGCUUAUGGACAGACGUGCUCCAUCGUAGGCCGCAUCAUCACUUACCAUCAGGCGAGAUAGCGGCCAAACGUCGACCCAUUUAACGUAAAAAAAUAAAAUAAAGAAGUUAAAUAAACAUUGACUCUACUCUGUAUAAAGUGGUUCACAAAUACGCACGAUGCGACAGAGACAGUGAAAGAGAUAGCUCUUUCAUAACAAACUCAUACGUAGAUUUCUUGUAUGAAAAAAUUAAUAAUCAAUAAUUUACAUUCACUAUUGUAAUCUUCAAACACAACACUACCUCCCAUUAAAACCGUGGCAGAUACUUUUAGAACAUCUUAUUUACUGUAAUAGUCUUACCGUACUCAGAGUCAUUUAAUGAUUACUCAAACUAUUACUACGACGUCCUGCGCGAGCGAUCUAGACCAAACCUAUCGAUCGAUAGCCGAUAGAUACAAUCUGUCGAUGGUGGAAUAGAUUGGUCGAUGUCGAUCGAUAGAUUCCAGUCGAUCGAUUGGUAAUUCGACCGGCAUCCGUAGAUCAAUUAAAGCUACCACACCAAUCGAUAAAUGUCGAUCGAUGGCAUCGAUGGACUAUCGGUCGACUAACCAAUCGAUCGAUUGUCGGUCGAUGGCAUCGGUCGACGUAGAUUGAUUAUAUUCCGGCCGGAAACUAUCGAUCGACAUCGACCAAUCCAUUCCACCAUCGACAGAUAGUAUCUAUCGGCUAUCGAUCGAUUGGUGUAGUAGAAACUAUCGAUCGACAUCGACCAAUCCAUUCCACCAUCGACAGAUAGUAUCUAUCGGCUAUCGAUCGAUUGGUGUAGUAGAAACUAUCGAUCGACGUCGACUAAUCCAUUCUACCAUCGAUCGACGAUCGCUCGAUUGGUGUGGUAACACCCUUAGGUUCGAUUUCUGAGUUGUGUUAAUGUGAAUUUUCGUUUAGUAAAUUCUCAGUAUUUGCUGCGAAACGUGUGCUCGAUCAGAUAUUUGGUUGUAAAUGGACUCAUAAUCAGUGAUAGAAAUAGGUAAUGCUUAUUAGCCUAAACUUUGAACAGAGAAAAGAAACGGGGACCUUAGUGCUAUAUGUUUUCCGGACGUCUCCUUAAAUCAUGUUAAGAAAUACUAUAAAUAUACCUACAAAUAUUACAACAAUAUUCUCUGUGUUUUAUUUUUCUUUUACCGUUUUAGUUUUUUAUAUAAACUAGUUUAGAAAAGUUGAUAGUUGUAACGACUGUGUUAUAUUAUGUCUAUUCGCAAACUUUAGGUAAACAACACGAAUUUAUUUCAAAUUACAUUUUUAUGUAUUUAAGUGUUGUCCGGGAAUAAUAUAGUACUAAGGAAGUCUCCGUUUCUUUUCUUCAAAGUUUAGGCUAAUAAGCACUACCUAUUCCUAUCACUGCUCACACACAUAACUGGGUGUAAUGUGGGUGUUACAUUGUAUAUAUGUGCACCUCUGCCUACCCCUUUGGGGGUUAAAAGAUGUUAUGUCAUGAUUCUAACAUCUACAGAAUAUUAUUAUGUUAUCGGCUUACUCACGUAAAUGUUUGACGAGGAACUCGACUAGUUUCAAGCCACAGUAGCAGCGCGACAAUCGCCGCGUCGUGUGUCGCGGAAUGCUGCUCAUGAAUAUGAGCCUCUAGCAUGGCUUGAAACUAAUCGAGUUCCUCGUCAAACAGUUACGUGAGUAAGCCGAUAACAUAAUAAUUAAUUUAGUAUGUUUCACGAAAGCUAUAAUAAAACUACAGAAUAUUAAAAAUGUUAUUUAUUUUGCAUUUAAUAAUGUUUAAAAACGGUAUUUUUUGUUUAUGCUUAAUACCGGAAAACGCAGUUGUAACGCCUCUGGUGUUUCAAGUGUCCAUGGGCGACGGCGAUUGCUUACCAUCAGGUGAUCCGUCUGCUCGUUUACCGGCUUAUACCAUUUAAAAAUCUAGCUUCACCCAGCGGCUUUGCCCGCGUCCCUGUGGAAUAAAAAGUAUCCUAUUUGUUAUUCCAGACCAUAAUCUACCCCUGUUCCAAAUUUCAUCUUGAUCCCUUCAGCUGUUUUGAUGUGAUUGAGUAACAAACUAAUUCAACUUUCGCAUAAACAAAAAUAUAGUUUAUAAAAUGUAUUAUAAAUAAAAAAAACACUUAAUGAACUAUCACGCUUUAAAAUGGUAGAUAGGUAGUAAUAUUGCUUUUUAUAUAAAAAUCUAAAUAAAAUAUUAUAAUAUACUUAUAAACAACAGUGUCGUGUAGUGUAGAGAUUGUCCAGUCAACUGAUGGUAGCGAGGUUCACUGUCCAGUGACACACGUACGCUGGUAUCGUCAUGAGCUAAUGUCGACAUGUAAACAGUGACUCGUGUAGUGUAGAGAUUGUCCAGUCAACUGAUGGUAGCGAGGUUCACUGUCCAGUGACACACGUACGCUGGUAUCGUCAUGAGCUAAUGUCGACAUGUAAACAGUGACUCGUGUAGUGUAGAGAUUGUCCAGUCAACUGAUGGUAGCGAGGUUCACUGUCCAGUGACACACGUACGCUGGUAUCGUCAUGAGCUAAUGUCGACAUGUAAACAGUGACUCGUGUAGUGUAGAGAUUGUCCAGUCAACUGAUGGUAGCGAGGUUCACUGUCCAGUGACACACGUACGCUGGUAUCGUCAUGAGCUAAUGUCGACAUGUAAACAGUGACUCGUGUAGUGUAGAGAUUGUCCAGUCAACUGAUGGUAGCGAGGUUCACUGUCCAGUGACACACGUACGCUGGUAUCGUCAUGAGCUAAUGUCGACAUGUAAACAGUGACUCGUGUAGUGUAGAGAUUGUCCAGUCAACUGAUGGUAGCGAGGUUCACUGUCCAGUGACACACGUACGCUGGUAUCGUCAUGAGCUAAUGUCGACAUGUAAACAGUGUCUCGUGUAGUGUAGAGAUUGUCCAGUCAACUGAUGGUAGCGAGGUUCACUGUCCAGUGACACACGUACGCUGGUAUCGUCAUGAGCUAAUGUCGACAUGUAAACAGUGACUCGUGUAGUGUAGAGAUUGUCCAGUCAACUGAUGGUAGCGAGGUUCACUGUCCAGUGACACACGUACGCUGGUAUCGUCAUGAGCUAAUGUCGACAUGUAAACAGUGACUCGUGUAGUGUAGAGAUUGUCCAGUCAACUGAUGGUAGCGAGGUUCACUGUCCAGUGACACACGUACGCUGGUAUCGUCAUGAGCUAAUGUCGACAUGUAAACAGUGACUCGUGUAGUGUAGAGAUUGUCCAGUCAACUGAUGGUAGCGAGGUUCACUGUCCAGUGACACACGUACGCUGGUAUCGUCAUGAGCUAAUGUCGAUAUAUGUAAACAGUGACUCGUGUAGUGUAGAGAUUGUCCAGUCAACUGAUGGUAGCGAGGUUCACUGUCCAGUGACACACGUACGCUGGUAUCGUCAUGAGCUAAUGUCGACAUGUAAACAGUGACUCGUGUAGUGUAGAGAUUGUCCAGUCAACUGAUGGUAGCGAGGUUCACUGUCCAGUGACACACGUACGCUGGUAUCGUCAUGAGCUAAUGUCGACAUGUAAACAGUGACUCGUGUAGUGUAGAGAUUGUCCAGUCAACUGAUGGUAGCGAGGUUCACUGUCCAGUGACACACGUACGCUGGUAUCGUCAUGAGCUAAUGUCGACAUGUAAACAGUGACUCGUGUAGUGUAGAGAUUGUCCAGUCAACUGAUGGUAGCGAGGUUCACUGUCCAGUGACACACGUACGCUGGUAUCGUCAUGAGCUAAUGUCGACAUGUAAACAGUGACUCGUGUAGUGUAGAGAUUGUCCAGUCAACUGAUGGUAGCGAGGUUCACUGUCCAGUGACACACGUACGCUGGUAUCGUCAUGAGCUAAUGUCGACAUGUAAACAGUGACUCGUGUAGUGUAGAGAUUGUCCAGUCAACUGAUGGUAGCGAGGUUCACUGUCCAGUGACACACGUACGCUGGUAUCGUCAUGAGCUAAUGUCGACAUGUAAACAGUGACUCGUGUAGUGUAGAGAUUGUCCAGUCAACUGAUGGUAGCGAGGUUCACUGUCCAGUGACACACGUACGCUGGUAUCGUCAUGAGCUAAUGUCGACAUGUAAACAGUGACUCGUGUAGUGUAGAUAUUGUCCCGUCAACUGAUGGUAGCGAGGUUCACUGUCCAGUGACACACGUACGCUGGUAUCGUCAUGAGCUAAUGUCGACAUGUAAACAGUAGCUCAUGAGGUGUAGACGGUCUAGUCAGCUAAUCAACUAAAUAGUUGCUUUCAACUAUCGCGCAACUAAAUACCUAUUAUGUAUACAUUUUUAUUUUGUAGUAUUUUAGUACUGAGUUGUUAUUUAGUAUACAGGUAAGAAAAUAAAGCUAGAUUCAGUACAGAGACAGUAGCUAUUGUUAUACUAAAUUGUACGCUUUGUAACGAAGCCAUAUCUUUUGUAACUCAGUCGGCGCUAGACAACCAAUGGUUGCUGUCUCUGUACUGAAUCUAUCUUUAUUUUCUUACUUAUAUAACUAAAUAACUUUGGCUGACUGUAUGUAUAUAAUAAUACUGUAUAAAUGUACGUAUGUAUGUAUGUGUAGGUCAAUUUGUAAAUCUCAAAUACAAGACAAUUACGUAGUUAAGUUUAAUUAUGUUAAUGAUAACAAAAAUCUUUAUAUUAUAUGUGAAUUAAAGAAUACGUUCAUUAUU